Humulus lupulus (European hop) is the source of this 5751-nucleotide messenger RNA. RefSeq lists its product as uncharacterized. Gene Ontology annotation, cellular component: cytosol; nuclear envelope. The record is from RefSeq and is a predicted model, not a curated record. Gene Ontology annotation, molecular function: small GTPase binding. The transcript has 27 exons. Gene Ontology annotation, biological process: protein import into nucleus. Lineage: Eukaryota; Viridiplantae; Streptophyta; Magnoliopsida; Rosales; Cannabaceae. Bases 281 to 2812 code for a protein of 843 amino acids.
CUAUUUGGAUUGGAGCUCCCAAUGAGAAAAUCAAAUUUCGAAAGUGCCACUGUGAUCUGUGAGCUUCCAUAUAUUAACCCAACCCAUUUCAAAGGCAGCAAGCGAGCAGUACUGCUGACUAGUACAAGUACUGUCUUGUCUUGUGUUAGCCGCGUCUCCACUGAGCGGGAAAAACCCAUAGACCAAAAUCUGAAGGGCAAACGUGGGAGCCCACGCUUUCUGUAAUCUUAGCCCACACUAGCCCUAGGUUUUCGGGUUUCUCCCAUUCAGUUCAGCGAUAAUGGCGAAUGUUCAUGGUGUUGUUGAUCAGGACCAGCAAUGGCUACUCAAUUGCUUGUCCGCCACCCUCGACUCUAACCAAGAGGUUCGCUCUUUCGCCGAAGCUUCGCUUAAUCAGGCCUCUCUUCAGCCAGGGUUUGGAAGUGCACUUGCCCAGGUUGCAGUAAACAGAGAGCUCUCAUUAGGGUUACGCCAGCUAGCUGCUGUCCUUCUUAAGCAGUUUAUUAAGAAACACUGGCACGAGGGUGAUGAAUCUUUUGAGCAUCCUGUUGUUUCCUGUGAUGAGAAGGAACGUAUACGCAGACUUCUAUUGUUGUCACUGGAUGACUCUUAUAGAAAAAUGUGCACUGCAAUUAGUAUGGCUAUUGCAACGAUUGCACUUCAAGAUUGGCCAGAGGAUUGGCCUGACUUGUUGCCAUAUCUCCUGAAGUUAAUUAAUGACCAGACAAAUAGGGAUGGAGUUCAUGGAGCUUUGAGGUGCUUGGCUCUUCUCUCUGAUGACUUGGACGAUAAAGUGAUGCCCACAUUAGUACCUGUUUUGUUCCCAUGCUUGCUUACUAUUGUUUCAUCCACUCAGGUGUAUGACAAAUAUUUACGUGCAAAAGCUCUUUCAAUUAUUUAUUCUUGCAUCUCCAUGCUGGGUGCAAUGAGUGGUGUUUAUAGGACGGAAACCAGCACAAUAUUGAUACCUAUGCUUAAACCAUGGAUGACUCAAUUCGCUAUUAUCCUAAAUCAACCAGUGGAACCUGAAGAUCCUGAUGAUUGGAGCAUCAGAAUGGAGGUUUUGAAGUGCUUGAAUCAAUUUGUUCAGAAUUUCCCUAGCCUUACUGAAAGUGAAUUUAUGAUAAUAAUGGGACCAUUGUGGCAAACUUUUGUAACAUCACUAAGUGUAAGGUCAUCUGUUGAUAGUAUGGAAGACCUAUAUGAGGGAAGAUAUGAUUCUGAUGGUACAGAAAAAAGCUUUGACUCCCUUGUGAUUCAGCUAUUUGAGUUUCUGCUGACCAUUGUCGGCAGCAAAAAUUUUGUAAAGGUUGUUAUGAACCACAUUAAAGAAUUGGUGUACUAUACUAUUGCUUUUCUGCAGAUGACAGAACAACAGGUUCAUACAUGGUUAACGGACGCCAACCAGUUUGUUGCUGAUGAGGAUGAGGCCACUUACAGCUCUCGUGUUUCUGGUGCACUUUUACUCGAAGAAGUGGCAACUGUAGCUGGAGUGGAUGGAAUUAGUGCCAUCAUAGAAGCUGUUAAAGAACGAUUUAGUGAUUCUCAAAGAGAAAAAGCAGCAGGUUCUGCAGUCUGGUGGAGACUGAAGGAGGCUACUUUGUAUGCAUUGGCAUCUGUGUCAGAACAAUUGCUUGAAGCAGAGGAUUCAGGACUAGUAAGAGUUGGUUUGAGGGACCUUCUGGAACAAAUAAUCAUUGAACAUUCUGAAUCUGGAGUACAUGAACAUCCCUUUCUUUAUGCUCGAAUUUUUACAUCCAUCGCUAAGUUCUCCUCUUUGAUCAGCUGUGAAGUUCUUGAGCAUUUUAUUCAUGCUGCUACAAAAGCAAUUGGCAUGGAUGUGCCUCCUCCUGUGAAAGUAGGUGCCUGCAGGGCGCUGUCUCAGCUCCUACCUGAAGCAAACAAAGGAAUUAUUCAAUCCCAAAUGAUGAAUUUAUUUUCAUCUCUUACUAAUCUUCUUAAUCAGGCAUCAGAUGAAACCUUGGACUUGGUACUUGAAACACUGCAAGCAGUCAUUAAAUCAGGUCAUGAAUUAUCAGCAUCAAUAGAGCCUAUAAUCUCUCCUGUGAUCCUUAAUAUGUGGGUAUCACAUGUUUCAGAUCCCUUUAUCAGUAUUGGAGCAAUUGAGGUUCUGGAGGCACUGAAAAAUGCUCCUGGUUGUAUCCAUCCACUGGUUUCCAGAAUUCUACCAUACAUAGGGCCAAUCUUAAAUAAUCCCCAGCAGCAACCUGAUGAAUUAGUUGCUGGGUCAUUGGAUCUUGUGACCAUGUUAUUAAAGAAUUCUCCUAUUGAUGUUGUAAAAGCAGUUUAUGAUGUUUGUUUUGAUGCUGUUAUUCGGAUAGUCCUUCAAAGUGAUGAUCACAGUGAAAUGCAGAAUGCAACAGAAUGUUUAGCAGCUUUGAUAUCUGGGGGAAGACAAGAAAUGCUUGCUUGGGGUGACUCUGGAUUUAUAAUGAGAAGUUUACUUGAUGUAGUUUCGAGGCUUCUGGAUCCAGAUUUGGAAAGCUCUGGUUCUCUCUUUGUUGGGAGCUACAUUUUGCAACUUAUAUUGCAUUUGCCAUCACAAAUGCUGCCUCACAUUCGAGACCUGAUUGCUGCUCUUGUUAGGCGUAUGCAAUCUGUUCAAAUAGAAGGGUUGAAAAGCUCAUUGAUAGUCAUAUUUGCUCGUUUGGCCCACUUGAGUGUACCAAAUGUUGAACAGUUUAUUGAUCUACUGAUCACCAUCCCUGCUGAAGGCCAUGACAACUCGUUUGUUUAUUUGAUGUUGGAGUGGACUAAACAACAAGGAUCUAUCAUCGGGGAGGAUGAUUGACAGUGCUAGGAUUCGUGACAGGCUUUAUUUCUUCGACAGACAACAUCCAAUCAACAAAGUUUCAAGUUCUUUUUCUACUUAUGUUUUGAACUCUGUUUCUGGUUCCAAUUUUAUUUCUCAAUAAAAGGGUUGCUGAAUUUCAAUGUGAUAUCUAUCAAUUUGCCAAACGUACGUGUUUCGUUUGCUCAAAGGAUGUAUACACCCUCUAGUCCUUUCUCUCUUGUUCAUAGUGAUAUAUGGGGACCCUCCAAGAUCACUACUUCUCAUGGUAAGUGUUAGUUUAUUACGUUAAUUGAUGAUCACACACGUAUUACUUGAGUUUAUCUACGUAAGCAUAAGUCUGAAACAUGUCAGGUUUUUCAAAACUUUCAUCAUUUGAUCCAAACACAAUUUCAAACUUCUAUCAGAAUACUUUGUACCGACAAUGGUACUAAAUAUUUCAAUUCCACUCUCGGUCCCUACCUUCUCCAAAAUGGGAUUGCUCAUCAAAGUUCGUGUGUGGAUACUCCGCAACAGAACGGAGUUGCUGAACAGAAAAAUUGCCAUCUCUUAGAAGUAGCUCAUGCUCUCAUGUUUACUAUGCAUGUUCCAAACGAUCUUUGGGGUGAUGUUGUUCUCACUGCUACUUACCUCAUUAACUGCCUUCCAAGUCAACCCCUUCAAUUCAAGACAUCAUAUUCUGUCCUUUAGUCUCUAUCCUCACUUCUUCAAAUACUUUUCCAGUCAAAGCUUUUGGCUGCACUACAUUUGUUCAGGUUCACUCCCAUAAUCGGAGUAAACUUGAUCCUAGAGCAAUGGAAACAGUGAUCUUGGGUUAUUCUCCUACCCAAAAAGGCUAUCGUUGCUAUUGUCCACUUACAAAUAAAAUCAUACAUCUCAAGUGAUGUAACUUUUUUUGAAAAUGUUCCAUACUUCACUCCCACCUUGCUUCAGGGGGAGCACAACCAUCACAAGCAAGAAGCUCAGUGGUCGUGGGGUUUAUAAUUACCUCUAGACACUCCAUUCCCUUCAAAUCCAGAAAGACCUCAUAAUCAAAACUUGCAGAAAAAAAUUCAUUUGGGUGUAUUCCAGAAGAGAAAGAAAUAAACAAGUCACAAAUGCCCAUCACAGUCAAGAGCCCAGUCCGGUGAUAGAACCACUUCCCUCAAACACUCAGUCAAAUCUAGACAUUCCUAUUACAUUAUAAAAAUGAACUAGAUCUUGCACUCAACACCCUAUGUCAAAGUUCAUUUCUUAUUCAAAAUUAUCACCUCCAUUUAAAGCUUUGACCUCUAGUCUAUCAGUUGUUGUGAUUCCCAAGAACAUCAAUGAAGCACUUGAUAUUCCUCGAUGGAAAGCAGCAGUUCUUGAAGAGAUAAAAACACUUGAACUGAAUAGAGCUUGGAGAUUAGUGGAGUUGCCACUAGAUAAGAAGAUAAUAUGGUGCAAAUGAGUGUUUAUAGUCAAGUACAAUGCAAAUGGAUAUAUUGAAAGGUACAAAGCUCGGUUAGUUGCAAAGAGGUUUACUCAAACUUGUGGAAUUGACUACAUUGAGACAUUCGCUCCUGUUGCCAAACUCAAUACUAUCAAAGUAUUGCUGUUGUUAGCAACCAACUUGGAUUGGGAGUUGCAUCAACUCUAUGUAAAAAAUGCCUUCUUGAAUGGUGAGUUGGAAGAAGUGUACAUGAGUCAGCCUCCGGGUUUUGAAGAAUCUCCAAAUACAUCCGAAGUCUGCAAACUAAAUAAAUCUCUCUAUGGUCUAAAACAAUUUCCUCGAGAAUGGUUCAAUUGUUUUCUGAAGGUUGUCAAGGGGCUUGGGUACAUACAAGGUGAGACUGACCAUACUUUCUUUAUCAAACAUUCAGGAAAAAGGAAAAUGUCAGUUCUCAUCGUGUAUGUUGAUGACAUAAUUGUCAUUGACAACCAUACUGAAGAGAUGAGUUUGAUCAAAGAAAUGUUGGCAAAAGAGCUCGAAGUCAAAGAUCUUGGUGCUUUCAGGUAUUUUCUGGGAAUGGAAUUUGCUAGAAGCAAAAGAGGGUUUCUGUGUCCCAAAGAAAAUACACUCUUAAUCUUUGAAAAGAGACAGGAAUGCUUGGUAGCAAGCCUUGCAAGACUCCGAUCGAGCUUGGAGACAAGAAGAAAAUGUUUGACAGAAGUCUGGUUGACAAAGGGAGGUACUAGCAACUAGUGGGGAAACUUAGCUACCUAUCACAUACUAGACCCGACAUCGCCUUUGCAGUGAGUUUGGUUAGUCAAUAUAUGCAUGAUCCAUGUCAAGGACAUCUCAAUGCAGCAUAUAGAAUUUUGAGAUAUCUCAAGCAAACACCAGGAAAGUCUUUUCUUCAAAAGACAUCUGAGAGGAAGGUUAAAGUCUACAUCUGGGUAUUGUACAAUUGUAUGGGAAAAUGUGGUAACAUAGCGAAGUAAAAGACAAACAGUGGUUGCGAGGAGCAGUGCAAAAGUGGAAUAUAGAGCCAUACCAUAACCCAUGGAGUGUGCGAAGCAAUAUGGAUUAAACGCCUACUAGAGGAGUUAAAAUUUGAGUAUGAAUCUCCCAUUCGACUCUACUGUGAUAAUCAGUCUACUCUCAGCAUUGCACAUAAUCUUGUACAUCAUGAUCGAACUAAAUAUGUAGAAGUGGAUCGUCACUUCAUCAAAGAGAAGAUUGAUGGAGGAAUCAUAAGCAUUAGAUAUGUACACAGAUCAAAAGCUAGCCGAUAUUCUCACAAAGGGUUACCCGAGCAAGUAUUUGAUUUUAUUAUAAACAAGUUUGGACUUAUCAAUAUCUAUAGUCCAACUUAAGGGGAGUGUUGACAGUUACGGAAAUCAAUUGUUUCUAUUGUGUUUAAAGCCGUUUUAUCCUUGUUUAUAGGAAUAGUGGUUAUUUCCUUUAUUCUGUAUUCAUGGGGAUUAAUUGUAUAUUUACCCUGUAUAUGCUCACUGUUUUAGGUUGUUAAAAA